UAAUAUCCUUUUCCUCACUCACUCUCUCUUUCUUUCUUACUCUCGUUCCCCUCCCCAUCAUCCCUAUACUCAAGUAGCUAACUUUAAACAGGGGUGCUAGCGAGAGGAGAUGUGCUUGUUACGCUCGCUCCCAGCCUCGAAAGUCUGUUAUUAAGAAAGCACAUCUCUCUUUUUCUCUCUUUAUAAUAUAUAUCGUACGGAACUUGUUCGUUAAUUGUUUAUUUUAACGACAGAAAGUGCGAAGAGGAAAGAAUAUACAGAACUAGAAAUAGAAAGAGAAAGGAAGAGUGGAAUAUGGAGUAUCAAUAACAUCCACUGACAAAAACCAAUUUUUUUUUUCAUUUCAUAGGGAUUAACCAAAAUACCCAGUCUCCGAAAUACAAUGAAUGAAUGAAUGGAUGGAUAAAUAUACAUACAUAUGGAUAAAACAAGUUUAAUAUAUUCCCUUUUUGUGACGAACUGGAUUAAUAUUAUGGUUAUUGCUACUAUAAACAUAUUUUGAAUGCUUCAUGGAAUUUACAUUAUUGUUAUUAUUACCAUUAUUAUUAUUAAUAAGGUAUCAGUCAGAUUUUGAAGUAACUAUCCUGGAGACCCCCCCUUGCAACCAAUGAGGAAAAAUGCGUACCAGCACAUGGCUUUUAUGUGGGAGUAUUAUGAUUGGCUUAUUCGUCCAGAUUAGCUCAGGAAAAUUACCAAACCCUCGUAUCCUGGAACAUCCAAAGGAUAGCUACGCUGCCAGAAUGACACCUGUAAAAUUAAACUGUCGAGCUGAAGGCGAUCCAAAGCCAUUGAUUACCUGGUACCGGAAUGGUGCCAAGGUAAUCACAACAGAUGAUGACUCUGACUCUAACAAAAUGUUAGUUGAUGGCGGAGCAUUGUUCUUCUUGCAGGUCAUGCACUCUAAAUCUCACAAAACAGAUCUCGGAAUCUAUUAUUGUAAUGCCACAAAUAUACAUGGAACAGCUCUUAGUCAAAAUGCUACAUUAACGUUAGCAAAUCUCCGAGAUGAUUUUAAAGUAGGUCCAGUUGAUACAAUGGUUGCCAUUGGAGAUACUGCAAUUUUGAAAUGUCGUCCACCUCGAGGUGAA
This is a messenger RNA of Octopus bimaculoides (California two-spot octopus), 1088 nucleotides long. Its product is annotated as roundabout homolog 2. Gene Ontology annotation, molecular function: cell-cell adhesion mediator activity. The record is from RefSeq and is a predicted model, not a curated record. Gene Ontology annotation, cellular component: axon; plasma membrane. Gene Ontology annotation, biological process: homophilic cell-cell adhesion; axon guidance; dendrite self-avoidance. NCBI's taxonomy places the organism in Eukaryota, Metazoa, Mollusca, Cephalopoda, Octopoda, Octopodidae.